CACCUGUGUCCGUCCAUUUUAAAAGUGAGGCGUGUUCACUGAAUACUUUACCAAUGAAUCUAGAGACAAUUGGUAGCAAAGUUCAAGGAUCCUCAAGAGCACACUUCUCAGAGAGAAAGAGAGGGAAUAGCAUUCAGUGACCUGGGUUUGAAAGACUGAAAUGAUUGGAUAAUAUUUGAACUACACUGAAAAGCAAUGCAAAUUGAAUGCUGACAGGGUUGGCCAGGUAAUUUAAGGGUCUAACAAAACAUUAUUCAAGAAGAAAACAAGUGGAGAACAUGGCAGAGAGCAAGGCCAGCAUCAGCUCAAAAGGAGGGGCCAAUGUUCUUGCUAAACGGAUGCAGAAACAAUUCAACAGAGCACAGGAGAAGGUGUUGCAGAGGCUUGGCAAAUCUGAGGAGACCAAAGAUGAGCACUUUGAGCACUGUGUCACGAACCUCCAAUACCAACAGAACGAUGGAUACAGAAUAUACAAGGACCUUAAAGCGUACCUCAAUGCUGUCACAGUAAUGAGGGAUGCUUCAAAUCGACUGUUUCAGUCCUUGUAUGAUGCCUAUGAUGAUAAGUGGGAUGGUGCAGAGGAUCUUGGGCCAGUUGUGGAGGGAGAAGAGCUUCUGUGGAAAGAUUAUGAGGACAAGAUGCAUGAUCAGGCAUUAAUCACGAUGGAGUCGUACAUGAGCCAGUUUCCAGAUGUCAGGGAAAAGGUGGCCAAGCGAAACAGGAAGCUCGUAGACUAUGAUUCUACUCGCCAUCACCUGACAGGGCUGCAGAAUGCUAAAAAGAAGGAUGAUAUUAAAAUCGGAAAGGCAGAGGAUGAGAUGAAUGCAGCAAAGGUGAUAUUUGAGGACAUGAACAGGGAGCUGAAGCUGGAACUGCCUCUUCUAUUUGACAGGGAGAAGAGCUUCUGUGAAAAGGUGGCCAAGCGAAACAGGAAGCUCGUAGACUAUGAUUCUACUCGCCAUCACCUGACAGGGCUGCAGAAUGCUAAAAAGAAGGAUGAUAUUAAAAUCGGAAAGGCAGAGGAUGAGAUGAAUGCAGCAAAGGUGAUAUUUGAGGACAUGAACAGGGAGCUGAAGAUAGAACUGCCUAUUCUAUUUGACAGUCGCAUUGGAUGCUAUGUCACAGUCUUCCAAGCCAUUUGCAACCUCAGAGACAUCUUCUACAAGGAGCUUACCAAGAACAAUGAGGUUCUGCAGACUGUGAUGAAAGAGCUGAGCACCCAGCAUCCAGACAAGGGCUUUGUUGUGAAGAACUUCAACCGCUCUGGUUCCUUGAAGAGAAGGUCAUUUAGAGACACGUUGUCCCCCAGAUCACUUAAAAGCUUUAAAGAUUUCCCAUUACAGUUAAAAGUUUGGAAUAAUUAA
This is a messenger RNA of Sinocyclocheilus rhinocerous, 1364 nucleotides long. Its product is annotated as bridging integrator 2-like. NCBI's taxonomy places the organism in Eukaryota, Metazoa, Chordata, Actinopteri, Cypriniformes, Cyprinidae. The transcript has 14 exons. Gene Ontology annotation, biological process: podosome assembly; plasma membrane tubulation; phagocytosis, engulfment. The record is from RefSeq and is a predicted model, not a curated record. The coding region runs from base 279 to 1364 and encodes 361 amino acids. Gene Ontology annotation, cellular component: podosome; cytoplasm; plasma membrane. Gene Ontology annotation, molecular function: protein binding; phospholipid binding.